AUGGCUCUUCCUACCUUUUUCCUGUUCCCGUCGGGCCUUAAAUCAGAGGAUGCCAAGAUUGGCCGCAUCGUUGCCAAUCCAUUGCUACCCAGGGAGUCCUAUGUUCCCGAAGAUCCCUCACCAUUCAUCCCGGACGACCUGGUCCACGAAACGUCCCAGCGAUCCGUACAUAGCCUACUAGAGUCCGUUAAGAAGGUGGAAUUCCGUUCCGCGCUCAGCAAGCUGUUUCAUGCAAAGUACAGCAAGUCUGGGCGCGAACAUACUACCAUCGACUCUGCGCUCUCACGCACGGUCGUUCUCCGCAAUGCCGAGAAUGUUCUCCCCGAAUUGCUCAAGGACGAAGCUAUUAGGGCCUGGAUCACACGUCAAGGGAGCACGAAGCUAUAUCUCCCCACUGGCAUCAAGCUCUUCGUGGACGCUUACGUCUCUACCGGGGAGGGUUCGGAUAUGGAUGCGAGCGCCGCCGCUACCAUUCCGGUCGUGGAAAUAAUCGCGGCGGCCGCGCCAGCUAGCCUCCCCUCUACCGGGGCUGGUGAUAUCGCUAUUGCAGGAUCACGCCGCGGACACGCAUUUUCGAAGACGAAGUUCACUGCAAUGGGCGAGACUAUUUUCGCAGUCGAGUAUCGCCAGCUGAAGAAUUACAGACGGCGGUUCUUAGGAUACGACUUUGAGGGUAGUCGCCUCGGGUCUGGGCGGACGUUCCAGUGUGCGGUGACCCCCUUGCCUGUAGACAAAGACGAGGCAGGAAGAGCUGGCAGAAGAAUAGGAGAGGCAGCAAGCGCCGCUGUUGCGAUCACAGGGGAAGAAUUAAUGUCAGAAAUUGGAGUGUCUGUGGGUAAAGGGAUAAAUUUCACGGACGUCGCUAGAAACGGGUUCAAGGUGGAAGAUAAUGAAGUGCUUGAAGAGGUAGAUAACCUGCUUACGCUCGCGGUGGACGACUUCGGGCCGAACAUCGGAGGAGUGUAUGCAGUGGAGGGAAAAGGUCAUGAAAUCUGGUUUUUGGGAGCCGACAAAGGCCAAGCAGUGUGA
Molecule: messenger RNA, 1029 nt
Organism: Sparassis crispa
Lineage: Eukaryota; Fungi; Basidiomycota; Agaricomycetes; Polyporales; Sparassidaceae
Exons: 1
Coding region: 1-1029 (342 amino acids)
Source: RefSeq, a predicted model, not a curated record